Messenger RNA from Sipha flava (yellow sugarcane aphid), 1108 nucleotides. It is a transcript of the gene Cyp49a1, whose product is annotated as probable cytochrome P450 49a1. The record is from RefSeq and is a predicted model, not a curated record. Lineage: Eukaryota; Metazoa; Arthropoda; Insecta; Hemiptera; Aphididae. Gene Ontology annotation, molecular function: monooxygenase activity; iron ion binding; oxidoreductase activity, acting on paired donors, with incorporation or reduction of molecular oxygen.
ACUUCUGCAGCUCUUGCAUCAAUUCUAUAUCAGUUAAGCCAAAAUCAAGAAAAACAAAAGAAACUCAGAGAAGAAAUACGAAUCGUACUACCAAAUGCCGAUUCUAAACUGACUUCUGAAAAACUUGAUCAGUUGCAAUAUCUAAAAGCAUGUAUAAAAGAAACAUUAAGAAUGUAUCCAGUAGUUAUUGGAAAUGGCCGUUGCAUGACCAAAGAAACAGUAAUAAGUGGAUAUAAAAUUCCAGAAGGAGUACAAGUAGUGUUUCAACAUUAUGCUAUUAGUAACAGCAGCAAAUAUUUUUCACAACCAGAACAAUUUUUACCAGAAAGAUGGUUAAAAGGUAGUGAAUACAAACAUCAUCCAUUUGCUAGUUUACCUUUUGGCUAUGGAAAAAGAAUGUGCUUGGGUCGUCGAUUUGCUGACUUAGAACUUCAAACUGUUGUAGCAAAAAUUUUUCAAACAUUUGAGGUCCAGUACAAUCAUGAAGAUUUAGAAUACACUAUCCAUCCAAUAUACAUGCCAAAUGGCCCUUUGAGGUUUAAAAUGGUAGAAGACUAAAGUAAUUAUUUUAAAACGUAUUAUGUUGUAAAUUAAUAAAAUUUACUAUUCAAUUUCAUUGCCAAAUGUUAAUGUAAAAUAGUUAAAAAGUUAUAUCAAAUAAGUACACAAAUGUUGUUGUACAAUGUAUUGUGUCGAUCACACGUUUAUAAUAUUUUGGAAUAUUUCAAAACUAGAUAAUAGAUAACAUUUUAUCACCGACAAGGUGGAUAUGUUAUAUUAUAACAUAAAGUGAUAUUUUAGAGGAGCCGUUCAAUUAAACUAUUUUUAUUUUUAUUAUUAUUCAAAGACCGUGGUCCGUGAAUUUUAUAUUCUUAUCAUUGUCAUAGAUAAUUUAUAGCCGUGGUUCUUAUCAUUUAUUUAAAAUCAAAAUUGAUAUCGAUAACCGUUCGCAAUUGGCUGAUUGAGCAAAAACGAUAGUAAAUAAGUAAAAUACAUGGAUAGUUACAUCAGAGAAAUAUCAAUAUGUUUCCAUCGAUCAUUCAUUCCACUACCGUUUGUUAAAAACUAGCAUAGUAUCAUAGAACAAUAUAAUAAUAUAGAUAUUUAA